Molecule: messenger RNA, 720 nt
Organism: Dreissena polymorpha
Lineage: Eukaryota; Metazoa; Mollusca; Bivalvia; Myida; Dreissenidae
Exons: 4
Coding region: 94-447 (117 amino acids)
Source: RefSeq, a predicted model, not a curated record
CACACCUAUGCAUGUUUGACGCGUUCGUUGUGUUUCCUAUCUCACCGUGCAAGAUGUUAAAUUGUAAUAGUUAUACUUCAUCUUACAAGGGACAUGGACUUACGGUUUAUCUGUGUAGUUAUUACAAUAACACAUGUUCACUUUAGUGAAUCACGCACUGAGAAACCCGAACUUGAAGCAUCGACGCCCACGGCCCCAAGCGCUUUAGAAAAGAAAGAUUAUAUAAUAGGCACUGUCGUUUGUCUUGUCGUCGGUCUUUUUAUUGUCUUCUUGGCGGUGCUUGUUAAAAACAGCUACAUACGAAUGAAAAGGAAUGCUAAUAAUGAACACAGCAUACAAGAGCUUGGGCGCACGGACUUGGGUGAUGUUCAUGUCUAUGACGAAAUAAGCAACAUUGAAAAAUCAGCAUAUGCUGCCUCCAGUCCAAGGUUGACAUUUACGAUAUAAUAAGACAUGGAGAGAAGGGUCAUACCAAUGAAAGCGUGAAAUCGGCACCAAAAUAUUAGUAAAAUGCUCUGUUAGUUAAAUUAAGUUAAAUGAUCGGGACAUACCUCCAUUACCGAAAACCUGAAAAGGACACUUUUAUAAUGGUAUAUUGCGUUGUUUACAUGUAGGUGUACUAAGUAUCCAUGUUUAAUUAUGUUUAUCUUGCCUUAAUUUCACAACCAUCAUAAUUUUUUAGUUUGAAUCGUCAUGAAAUACAAAGACUUGGCACUAUUA